This is a messenger RNA of Megachile rotundata (alfalfa leafcutting bee), 2421 nucleotides long. RefSeq names its product sentrin-specific protease 1. Gene Ontology annotation, molecular function: deSUMOylase activity. Lineage: Eukaryota; Metazoa; Arthropoda; Insecta; Hymenoptera; Megachilidae. Gene Ontology annotation, cellular component: nucleus. Gene Ontology annotation, biological process: protein desumoylation; proteolysis. The record is from RefSeq and is a predicted model, not a curated record.
UAGUAAUGACAUUAUAAGUGAUUAUAAAUACUGAGUAUGAAGUAACGUUCAAAAAUUGUACAAUAUAGAAAUAUACAGGACAGUUCACACUGAUUCCAACGAUUAACACCGUGUUAAAACCAAGUUCACUUGAAAGCGCAACAGUAUAAACAAAUAGUUCGUAGAAUUGACACGAAAGGGCGUAAAUUUUCCCGUAAAAUACGCGGGAGUUGACAAUCCUUCUACAUUAAAAUUAAUGCAAUUGAACGAUACAAUCAUACAGUUUAUUAUUUGCUACGUUUAAAUUUAUGUGUGAAAUAUAUACAUGACAUAUGAGCUUCCUUAAUUUUUUGAUUAGAUACUAAAAUGUACCGAUUACUUACGUAAAAUUACAGUUUCUACAAAUUUAAGUGAAGUUAAUGCUUUUUGAUUACAUGAAAAAUAAUACAACAUAUUAUACCUAUAAUAUAUUGAAUGGACAUAUUAAUAGAAAACGUUCGGACUUUCUGUUGCAAGCAACUAUUUAUUUGUAAUAAUCAUGUUGAUAUUUGAUUUUUUAAAAAAAUUUUUUGGAUGGGUAGACGAAACACCUAGGAAACGUAGAGCUGUUUCGUUUAGCUUAGAGAAAGAAUUUGUAACUUCAAAAAAGCAGUGUUGCAAUCACGAAGUUAUUGACCUGGAAGACGAACCUGCUGAAAUUAAAAAUGACAGUGAUGACGAUGAUGACGUUCAAAUUAUAAUCAAACAUAAACCUAUUCCAGCUAAUCCAUUCAGUAGGGCGAAUGGUAAAUGCAAUAGAGAAAAGUCAUUUAGCUGUUGUAAGUCAUCAUUUGUUUCAUCAGCAAAACGUGAGCCGUGUUACGAUAAAUUAAAUAUGGGUUACUUUGAUAAUACAAGUGAAAGGGUACAAAACAUUAACAAGCACCACCAAUGUUUAACAUUGAAUAAAACCCAUCGUCUGAGAGAAAAAAAUCAGUAUGAAGAACUAUUACAAAAUUUUCUACCACAUAGAAUACACGUUAUGUGCGAUAAACGUGAAGAAAAUGGACAGACACAAGAACCUCCAGAAGUAAUAGAUUUAGAGAAAUUUAGUUUUUCAACUCCUUCUUCUAAAACACAACCAAUUUCUAGGAAAUAUGACAGUUCCGGAUCAUGUUGGAAUGUUUCAAGUAAAGAGAGAAAGCAAAGGAACAAAGAAAUAGUUAUUACUUUAGACAAUGAUAAACCGGACGAAGUAGCAUUUGUCCAUUCCAAUCAUGAUAAAAAACCCUCUUCUAGUAAAAGUAGUUGCACUGAAAAGUCCCCACACAAUAAAAGUAUGGAAUGUGUAGCAAAAAAUACAUUAAGAGAUCAUUUAUCAGCCAAAGCUGUAAUGAGGGAGGAUUUUGUUCCUCAAAUAACAAAACGAUACAAUGAGCGUAUAGAGCAACGCUAUAAGGAAGCAGAAGAAUUAAAAAAAAUGACAUGUAUGUUAUCUAAACAUAAUCGUUUAGCAAGAGAAGCUGCUUUAGAAGAGCAUUUAGCUAGAUCCAUGAGAUUAUGUGAAGCUGUUUUGGAUGAAAGCGAAAAGCUAGAAGAAGCAGAAUUACCUACUUUAACAGAGAAAAUGCUACAAGAAGUAAGAAAUGCUCUUAUUCCUCGACCACCUGAUGAAAUUCUUGUAGAAAACUUUGGUUUAAGAAUUACGAGAAAAGAUAUUCACACAUUAGCUGAUCUGAACUGGUUAAACGACGAAGUCAUUAAUUUUUAUAUGAAUUUAUUAAUAGCUAGAAGUGCAAAUGACAAAUACCCAAAGGUACAUGCUAUGAAUACUUUCUUUUAUCCAAAACUAAUCAAUGGUGGAUAUGCAUCCUUAAAACGUUGGACAAAAAAAGUUGAUAUUUUUGCACAGGAUCUUGUAGUUGUUCCUAUACAUUUAGGUAUUCAUUGGUGUAUGUCGAUAAUUGACUUUAGAGAUAAAACUAUUAAUUAUUACGAUAGUAUGGGUGGUAGCAAUCCAAAAUGUUUAUCCGCCUUACGACAAUAUUUGGAAAAUGAAAGCUUGGAUAAAAAGAAAAAAACAUAUGAUACCAGUAAUUGGAAAUUGGAAUCUGUUAAAAAUAUUCCAUUACAAAUGAAUGGAAGUGAUUGUGGAGUAUUUUCUUGUAUGUUUGCCGAAUAUAUUUGUGCAAAUAAAAAGAUCACAUUUACACAACAAGAUAUGCCAUAUUUUCGGAAUAAAAUGGUUUAUGAAAUAUUAAAAUCCAAGCUUUUAUAAAAAGAAACAUUUAUGUAACCAUCUAUGAAAGAUAAAUUAAGUAGUUCGCAGUAACUUCCAUAAAUCUGAAAUAUAAUUUAGCACAAAAGAGUUUAUUAUGGUGGAAAGUAUUUUAAAAAGUGUAAACUAAUAACGACAUUGAAAAGUAAUAUUUCUUUUAUUACUACCAUAAUUCCAAAAGUAAU